AUGGCUGAUGAGAAAGCAGAAAAGUUGCCCCCUGCGGUGACAUCAUACCUCAAAGAGGAAGAGAGUGACCUCUCAUACAGACUUGUCAAAAUAGUCCAAGACGACAGCAACGGCAACAACAUGGAGAAGAUCAAGACCGAUGUGGCCAAGACGCCAAAGACAGCAGUUGCAGCAGACGAUUCGCCAGUCUCGGAUGCCGGGACGACCCAUUCGUGGGAGAAUAUCAGCCAUGGCGAUGCUAACGACGUGGCCACGGCUGAGUAG
Trichoderma breve is the source of this 264-nucleotide messenger RNA. RefSeq lists its product as uncharacterized. NCBI's taxonomy places the organism in Eukaryota, Fungi, Ascomycota, Sordariomycetes, Hypocreales, Hypocreaceae. The record is from RefSeq and is a predicted model, not a curated record. The coding region runs from base 1 to 264 and encodes 87 amino acids. The transcript has 2 exons.